Oppiella nova is the source of this 532-nucleotide messenger RNA. NCBI's taxonomy places the organism in Eukaryota, Metazoa, Arthropoda, Arachnida, Sarcoptiformes, Oppiidae. The record is from the annotation of a GenBank genome assembly.
UGUAGUCAUGGGUAUCGAUACCAACAGAUUGGUGGCCAACAAGAUAGACGAGGGACUGUUAUGUCCGAUCUGUUGCGAUAUAUUGGAGGAGCCGGUGAUGAUCGACAUCUGUGAGCACGCCUUCUGCAGGAAAUGUAUCGGUAUAUGGAUGGGAGGACACAAAACUUGUCCUGAGUGUAGUUACGCGAAGAAGGGCUGCAAUUAUACCUCAUCUCUAGAGUCGAUUGAAGCCCACGAAGACGAGUGCUCUUUCAAUGAGAUCAACUCCAGAGUGACUAUCAAAGUACUGGCGCUCGCGAACGAACAGCCCUUCCUAAGGCGCUCUACAUAUCGGUAUAAAUUUGAUUAUAAAGUGUUGAUGACAUCGAUGACGGACCAGAACAAGAAGGCUGCCAUCAAAAUAGCGAAGGAAGCGCUGCACAGUCUCGGCCGCCAAGACUUCGGCCAAAUCGCCGCUUAUAUUAAGAAGCAUUUGGAGCCCCAGAAGAAUAAGUACUGGCAGUGUAUCGUCGGAACCGACUUCGACUGUCUG